AUGAUGCUUAUGACUGGAAAUGGUUCCCGACCACAGGCGUUAGUGAUUAGUGAUUUUAAUAAUGAUGGUCUAAUGGAUAUUGGCGUCGUCAAUUCACUUACUCACAGUAUUGGUAUUUUUCUUGGAUAUGGUAAUAUAUCUUUUACAAAUCAAGCGACAUAUUCAACUCGUCCAUAUUUAUCUCCAUGCACUAUGGCUGUUGGUGAUUUGAACAAUGAUACUCGAGUGGAUAUCGUUUUUGGUAGUUGUAACUCGGAUAAUAUUGGUGUUUUUCUUGGAUAUGGCAAUGGCUCGUUUGGAAAUCUAAUGGCGUAUUCAACAGGUUCAUAUUCGUCUCGAUACUCUCUAGCUGUUGGUGAUCUUAACAAUGAUACAAUACAAGACAUUGUCAUCGCGAAUCAUGACAACAACAAUCUAGGUGUAUUUCUUGGACAUGAAUUAAUGCUUAUUCCAUCAGUUGCUUAUCGUUAUCAUUCUAAUCAAAUAGAAUCAACAGAUAACGAUUCUACUUCUGAUAAUUGGAUUCUCUAUGCACCAGAUUAA
Messenger RNA from Rotaria sordida, 543 nucleotides. NCBI's taxonomy places the organism in Eukaryota, Metazoa, Rotifera, Eurotatoria, Philodinida, Philodinidae. The record is from the annotation of a GenBank genome assembly.